GGCGUCAUAAGGUCGCCUAAAUGCUCUUUCUCGACUGUACGCUCGCCUCAAUCUCUCUCUCUCUCUCGCACACAACAAAAUACAUAGAAUAGCUGUUAUAACUCUGGUAAUAAAGAGGAGAAGCAACAAGCAAGCUCACACAACACAACAUAGAAGACUCUUUCUUUAUCUCCUUCAUCCGAUCAAUAAACUAACAAGUGAGAUUAGGAGAGUAGAAAAAGGCAGAUGUUUGAUGAAAGUGAAUCAAGUUUGGACCAUAGUUUUGAGAAACUGAUGGUUGUCUCUGCUUGUGUGAAAAUGGGUGGUAGUGGAGUGAUGACUGAAUGGAAAGACAUCCCGAUGGAGCUUCUGCUGCGAAUUGUGUCACUUGUGGAUGAUCGCUCUGUCAUUGUUGCCUCGGGUGUAUGUAGCGGUUGGAGAGAUGCUAUCUGUUGGGGUCUUACACGGCUUUCCCUUUCUUGGUGCAAGAAGAACAUGAAUAACUUGGUGUUAUCUCUCACUCCCAAAUUUUCGAAACUGCAAGUUCUAGUUUUGCGUCAGGAUAAAUCACAGCUGCAGGAUAAUGCCGUUCAAACUAUUGCAAAUUAUUGUCAUGACGUGAAGGAUCUCGACCUUAGCAAGAGUUUCAAACUCACUGAUCGCUCGUUGCAUGCUUUAGCUCAUGGUUGCCCUAAUCUUAUAAAGCUGAACAUCAGUGGGUGCUCAGCAUUUAGUGACACCGCCCUUGCAUAUCUAAGUGAUUUCUGCAGAAAAUUAAAAACCUUAAACCUUUGUGGAUGCACAAAAGCUGCAUCUGACUCCGCUCUAAAGGCCAUUGGAUAUAAUUGUACUCAACUGCAGUAUCUCAAUCUGGGAUGGUGCGAGAAUGUUAGCGAUAUUGGUGUUAUGAGUUUAGCUUAUGGAUGUCCUGACCUAAGAAUCCUCGACUUGUGCGGUUGUGUUCUUAUAACAGAUGCGAGCGUAGUUGCUUUGGCAAACAAUUGCCUUCAUCUGCAGUCUCUCGGUCUCUACUAUUGCCAAAAUAUCACAGACAGAGCAAUAUAUGCUCUGGCUCACAGUCGAGUGAAGAACAAGCAGAGUGUAUGGGAAUCUGUGAAAAACAGAUAUGAGGAAGAAGGGCUUAAGAAUCUUAACAUCAGUCAGUGCACAGCUCUCACUCCUCCAGCUGUUCAAGCCUUGUGUGAUUCAUGCCCAGCACUUCAUACGUGCCCAGGAAGACAUUCACUGAUUAUAAGUGGCUGUCUCAACUUAACGUCUGUGCACUGUGCUUGUGCUGUUCAAGCUCAUCGCGCAACCAACAAUGUUCAAGCUCACUAAAAAAGAGCGGAGGUAAAAGUGUUCUGUUUCUGUCUCAGGGCUGGGGUGGGGCUUGGGGAGUAGGAUGGUGAAAUAAUGUGGCAAGAACUAUGAAUGUUGCUUUAGUCUGACUGUAAUAUGGACAUUUUAUUAUUGACGAACAUCUUAAUGGUCUCGGCAUUGUGUGAUUUGCAUAUUGAUAUUGUCUGUCA
Messenger RNA from Daucus carota subsp. sativus, 1508 nucleotides. Its product is annotated as F-box protein SKP2A. The coding region runs from base 226 to 1317 and encodes 363 amino acids. Gene Ontology annotation, biological process: SCF-dependent proteasomal ubiquitin-dependent protein catabolic process. Gene Ontology annotation, cellular component: SCF ubiquitin ligase complex. NCBI's taxonomy places the organism in Eukaryota, Viridiplantae, Streptophyta, Magnoliopsida, Apiales, Apiaceae. The transcript is spliced from 5 exons. The record is from RefSeq and is a predicted model, not a curated record. Gene Ontology annotation, molecular function: protein binding.